AAAACUUGUUUUGAUACAGCAGUAUUGUUCUCACAGUGGAAGAAGGAUGGUAUAUAAAGAGGGACAUGAUAGUUGGGCUUCAGUUUGGCUUUGGAUCUGAAGCAAUACUAAGCAAAGAAGAUGUUCCGUCUAUUGGUUGUUUCGUGCCUUGUGGCUUGCAGUCUGUCCCUUGAUGCCGCUCUCAACGGCGAAUGGGCAGCCUAUAAGACCUCAUACAACAAACUGUAUGAGCCAAGGGCUGAACUUCUUAGACGUCAGAUCUGGGAGAGCAACAUUGCCUACAUCCAGAGGCACAACCUGGAGGCUGACAGGGGAGUCCACACAUACACCCUCGGCAUGAACGAGUAUGGGGAUAUGACCAACCAGGAAUUCGUCGCGAUCAUGAACGGAUUGAACAUGACCGGCCCCAACCCCAAAUCACCAUGCAGCAAAUACAUGCCACCUUCCCACGUGAAGUUGACCGAUCUUCCCGACACCGUUGACUGGAGGAAGGAGGGAUACGUCACCGAGAUCAAGAACCAGGGACAAUGCGGAUCAUGCUGGUCUUUCUCCACCACCGGAUCCCUUGAGGGACAGAACUUCAAGAAGACCGGCACCCUGACCUCUCUGUCUGAGAAGAACCUGAUGGACUGCUCCCAGAAAGAGGGAAAUCACGGAUGCCAGGGAGGUCUGAUGGACUUUGCUUUCGCCUACGUUAUUUCCAACGACGGUAUUGAUACUGAGGAGUCCUACCCAUAUGAGCCAAAGAACGGCAAGUGCAAAUACAAUCCCGCCAAUGUCGGAGCCACGGAAAAGAGCUGCAUGGACAUCAAGGAGGGAUCUGAAGAUGACCUCAUGGCCGCCUCCGCCACCGUUGGACCCAUCUCCGUUGGUAUCGAUGCUAGCCACCCAUCCUUCCAGCUUUACAAGUCUGGAGUGUACAGUGAGAAGAGAUGCUCUUCCACCCGUCUCGACCACGGUGUUCUCGUUGUCGGCUAUGGCUCUGAAGGUUCCAAAGACUACUGGCUCGUGAAGAACAGCUGGGGCAAGAGCUGGGGACAGGAGGGAUACAUCAUGAUGUCAAGAAACAAGAAGAACCAAUGCGGUGUUGCCACCUCAGCCAGCUUCCCAACCAUGUAAUCUGAUUGGUCUAUAUCGAGUUUGAAUUCUCAAAGACAGAUUAUUAUUGAUUGAACACUGGUUUUCUCAUGAUCUGAGCUAACGUAUCAGUUAUUGUGAUAUUUAUCGUUUUUUGAAACUAUUUGCAAUAAAAGCUUACAAAUGCA
Messenger RNA from Mya arenaria, 1265 nucleotides. RefSeq names its product procathepsin L-like. The record is from RefSeq and is a predicted model, not a curated record. The transcript has 9 exons. Gene Ontology annotation, molecular function: cysteine-type endopeptidase activity. NCBI's taxonomy places the organism in Eukaryota, Metazoa, Mollusca, Bivalvia, Myida, Myidae. The coding region runs from base 121 to 1119 and encodes 332 amino acids. Gene Ontology annotation, cellular component: lysosome.